Lachancea thermotolerans CBS 6340 is the source of this 1875-nucleotide messenger RNA. RefSeq names its product Dsf2p (gene DSF2). Gene Ontology annotation, molecular function: protein binding. The coding region runs from base 1 to 1875 and encodes 624 amino acids. The record is from RefSeq and is a predicted model, not a curated record. The transcript has a single exon. NCBI's taxonomy places the organism in Eukaryota, Fungi, Ascomycota, Saccharomycetes, Saccharomycetales, Saccharomycetaceae.
AUGAGCUUUUCAACCAAUAAAGUUUCACCGCUUGAUGGGUUCCGAGGUGAAUCAGACAAAUCUACCGAGAGGAACACGAGGAUCUCGGAUAUUAUGUCCAUGAGAGACCGCAAUGGCAGUAUAGUUUCAUUCGAUUCCGUGAAAACUACUGAGAGGUUGUUGGACAAGCUCGAUUUGAGCGCUGAAGAUGAGAUGUUGUUACAGCAAGCCUUGAAGGAGGACGAAGCGAGAAGAAAACAGCCAGAGGCCUUUCAACAGAGACGUGUGGUGUGCAUGCCUGCAUCUGGAUUCCCUUCUUUACGCAAACCCGGUAGCUCUAGUGGCAAUUCAAACCUUGAAAACUGCGAGCCCUUAAUGAACAUCAUAAAUGAACUCUCUGAGAAAGACAGGAUCAAGCUCUCCAAGAGAGGAGACGUUAAACUUUUCUUACCCAAAUCCAGGUUCUCUUACCUGGUAGAGGAAGAGAGUGAUGGGGAGAGUAACCCAUUCCAUGAAGACAACCUAUGCUUCAAUGGACGCGCUAUUAAUAUAGAGAAGUUCCGUCUUGAAACCUAUGCUGAAGAUCCUAAGAUGGGAUCCAGCAGCCUAGAAACGGAGGAGCGUCUUCCAUUCGACAUAGUCCCUGAAAGGCCAACUCUCAAACUCCAUUCAAAAAGCUCAGUGCAGACUCCGGUAGGAAGCCUGUCCUCCAUCGAAACCAGAUACCUCAUUAAACCAAGUACUCAAUCCUCAACAGAGAGUGAAACAUCAAGGUCUGUGGAUGGAAGGAACAAGAUCAGCGAGAGCCCUCCUUCCUGGAAGUUUUCAACUCCGAGAAAAUCAACGUCAUCAACAACUGUAAACAAAGUCUCGCUCUCCCCCACGAAGACUCCUAAAAGUAGUCAUGGAAAAGGUCAUAAGAAAAAGCCCUCUUUUUCUUUCAAGAAUCUAUUUAAAUCUCCAAGGGUUGACAAUGAAAGCUCGCCCGCCAAGCCUGCCCGACAACAAUAUGACGCUACUCCUCCUACAAAUAGGCUUGAGUUUUCAACUUUGCAUUUAGAAGAAGGAGCUCCCCAAAGCUUCUACACAAACGCCCCUGCUUCUGCGUCGACAGACAGCCCGCGCAGCUUAGCGAGUUCUCGUCGGUUCCUCCCUCAUCAUAGCAGAGCUGCAUCUGACACCAAAAUACGCUACGCAUCAGCUAGCCAAAGGUCUGGUUCAAAAGACGCGUCGCUCUCAAAAGAAUUCAAACCAAAGCACAUUUUGCAUCCUAUAAAAACAACAACGCCCGAAUUACCACUUGUGCGGGAUGGCAGGCCACUUAGCCCUGAUUCUAGAAUCAGGGUGGCCAUCGAUCUCAGGAAUAGAGGGUUCCUUAAGGAAUCCGCAGAGCACCUGAAGGUUUUAUGUGAAGCUUCCAAUCCCACGGGAUACCUACUGUUUGGUCUAGCUUUAAGAUACGGUUCUGGCAUCGAGAAAAACUAUGUAGAGUCUUUCAGUUACCUCAAGAAAGCCGCUGGUAUCAAAGACGAGGACUCUGAAGUGCUUAAUGUCGAUAUGGACCCAUUCAGGCUGAAAGAUGUACCGCAUGUCUCACCCGAACCGCUGGCGCCUGCUCUGCACGAAUGCGGCAUAUCCUACCUGAAAGGAUACGGUAUAGGAGUGAUAGAUGAGUUGAAAGCCAUCAAAUAUUUGGAGCUUGCUGCUUCUAAAGGUCACGUAGAUUCCAUGUGCCUCAGUGGAACAAUAUGGUCUAAGAGUUCGAAAAUUCGGAAAAAAAAUAAGGCUAGAGCAGCUGCCUGGUUCCGACUUGCCGAUAGAAGGGGCGCCGAUCUCAUAGGCGCUGAUUGGAUUUACAAAGACAAAUAUCAAAACGCGUCAGUAUAUAGUCUGUAA